GUGCUGAAUUGCAAGCCAAUCACACCCACAGCUGCCAAAAGCUCCUAGAAAAAAAAACGUCAGCCACAUUCCGUCAUGCCCUGGACCCAGAUGCUUGGCCUCGGAUGUCACUGGCAGACCGCGACGAAGUUACGUGGCUGACCGAGACUCACCUCACUCGAUUCGCCGUAUCAGUAGGAGCAGCAGGUAUUCCCACCCGGAGCAAGGGUGGUGUGUGCCAGGAAGCUGCAAUGGAGUCCAACUUUUCCAAGGGAGACGCCAGACUGGGCGAGGAGCCACGCUUACGGGCACCACCACAAAACCAAACCCCAGCCGACCUCUCCGGCAUCGACAAUAAGCUGCUAUACGCCAUGCCCUUCAGCGCCAAAGACCUGCAACGGUAUCGUAAGGAUGAGAAGUUCAGUCACAGGCUUCUGACGCCCGAGGAGAAGGUCAACCUUCUUAAGCCAUAUCUCCCCUCACCCCCACCACCACUCGACCGCACCCGAAGAGCCUCCCUUUCCCAAGUCUCACGAGAAGAACGAAAAGGCAAGCUGGGUCUGCGCCGUUUCCUUCGCCGCCACUUCCACAUCUUCAUCUACGCCCUCAUCCACCUCUACUUCUCCAUCCACAUCCGCCUCCGCCAGGCUUACCAUGCCAUUGGCAACCGCUUCUACACCGUCUAUCACCACCACCACCACUCCCCCGAGUUAAUACAGCGUGAUAUCAAAGACCUCAGUCGCCUUCCCAAACACCUCAGCGUCAUCCUGACCCUCGAGGAUCAAGGGCGCAGCGGAGCCGGCCUCGAAAAGCUCGUCAACGAAGCAGCCGACAUUGCCGCCUGGUGCGCUAGCGCGGGCAUCACUCAGCUCUCCAUCUACGAGAAAACUGGCAUCCUCAAAGGUUACGUCAAGGAAACCCACCAGACCAUCUCCCAGCGUCUCCAAACCUACUUCGGCCCCUCCUUCCCCUCCGUCUCGCUCGGUGCCCCUCACAUCCCGCCAGUCCAAUCCGGUCUCCUGUCCCUCAGCAACAGCCCCAACAAUGAGAACCGCAAGAACAUUAAUAUUCUUCUCAUCUCUGCCGAAGAUGGCAGAGACUCCAUUGUUGACCUGACCAAGACCCUUGCCGAGAUGUCCCAGCGUAAAAAACUCCAGCCCGUCGACAUCACCACCGAGCUAGUAGACGCCGAGCUGAGCGAGAGUGUCAUGGAGGAGCCUGACCUGCUUGUGUUGUUCAAUCCCUUUGUUGAGCUUGCCGGUUACCCACCGUGGCAGAUUCGGUUGACGGAGAUUUUCCAUGUGCCGGAUAACCAAGGGGUGGGGUACCAGGUUUUCUAUCGGGCGUUGUGCAAGUUUGCCAAGGCGCAGAUGAGAAUGGGGAGGUAGGGCGGAUAUUGCUCUUCCUUUCUUCUUUCUGUCUGGGUUUUGAUAUAGAGGACAGGGUCAUACGAGGACGAUAUUGGGCGACAGGGCGGCGGUUUUCUCUUGUUUUGUUUCUUUUUUCAUUGUUUCUGUCUCGUCAUUUUCAUUCUGCCAGCGAAGA
Molecule: messenger RNA, 1524 nt
Organism: Podospora pseudopauciseta
Lineage: Eukaryota; Fungi; Ascomycota; Sordariomycetes; Sordariales; Podosporaceae
Exons: 3
Coding region: 105-1367 (420 amino acids)
Cellular component (GO): endoplasmic reticulum membrane; dehydrodolichyl diphosphate synthase complex
Molecular function (GO): ditrans,polycis-polyprenyl diphosphate synthase [(2E,6E)-farnesyl diphosphate specific] activity
Source: RefSeq, a predicted model, not a curated record